Molecule: messenger RNA, 678 nt
Organism: Periconia digitata
Lineage: Eukaryota; Fungi; Ascomycota; Dothideomycetes; Pleosporales; Periconiaceae
Source: the annotation of a GenBank genome assembly
CAAGUGCAAUUCAACCACGCGAGUUGAAAUGAAGAAAUAAGGACAAGACAAAGUCAAACGACACAGACGGCUUGUAGUAGCACCAAGGCGCGAGUUGCAAAAAAAAAAGAAUGGCCGCCCAAUUAGCUUGGCAGGCACGCAGCGGGGACUGUGGCAAUCGCGAGACGGAAGAUGUUUCGUCGAAGAGUAGCGGGAUAUAUUUUUUGGGGGCGGGCGGCUAUGUAACUCAGCACACGGUGAUGGCCGUGUUAUUUCUGGGGGUGAUGGGGGAGGCUUUCGGGUAAUAUCAUAGUUGAUGUUUGCGGGAAAGCGAAAAGCGACAAAAAAGUGUACAAGCGGAUCUUGCUAGCUGUGUCUUCGCAUAAUAGGAGAGGAAGAGUAGAGACCAUGGGUUUGAUUUGUUUCUUGGGAUCCGCCCAAGCGAUUGUCGAGGCUUUACUCUAAAGAGGUGGGUGUCCGAGAGGAAAAGUGGAAAUGUUCCUGGGGGAGUAGAAGGAGAAGGAAAAAAAGAGGAGACGGAAGAGAAGAGGAAACACAAACAUGAGAUGGAACGAACGGACGCAGGGACAUUUGGCUGAUCAAGUGUAGUCAUGCAGGCAGAGAGUAAGGCAAGUGGAUGCGGACUGAAUCGUGUGUCACUGUAGUGUUGGAGGUCAAACAGAGGAGAGUGAGAGAUAG